AUGACUAGCGGCAAGAUCAUUCUCGCGGUUGCCCGGCUCUGGAAUCUGCGGAAGUUCAACGUGGCGAACGCCGGCGAGACGUGCCUGCGGCUCAUUAAAAGCCUUUACGGGCUCAAGCAGGCCGGCCGACUGUGGAACCAGUUACUCGACCAAACGCUGAAUGACGCCGUUUUCUCACAGUCAGUCACGGAAGCAUGCGUAUACGUGAAGACAACAGCCGAAGGAACGACAGUAGUAAGAGUGUAUGUCGACGACCUGCUUGCAACCGCGACGAGCGACGAGCUGCUCGACGCGUUUGGCGCGGCGAUUCAGAUCCUGGAGCUCAAGUGCCUCGGGAGCGUCAAGAACUUUCUGGGCAUGCGCAUCGGGUACGACGACUUGCACGGGUACAACGUCGACCAAGAGUAA
Peronospora matthiolae is the source of this 408-nucleotide messenger RNA. Lineage: Eukaryota; Oomycota; Peronosporomycetes; Peronosporales; Peronosporaceae. The record is from the annotation of a GenBank genome assembly.